CACUGAUGGACACUGAUAGGUGGCACUGAUGGGCAUUGACAGGCAUCACUGAUGGGCACUGAAAGGCAGCACUGAUACAGGACACUGAUAUAUGGCACUGAUAGGCGGCACUGACUGGCACUGAUGGGUGACAUUGAAAGGCAGCUCAGAUGGGCACUGAUAUGUGGCAUUGAUGUGCACUGGUAUGCACUGAUAUGUGGCAUUGAUGUGGCACUGUUUGUUGACAGAUGUAACUUGUGCAGGGCAUAUAACACAGCUUAAGAUAUUGGUGCACACAAAGUUAUGAACUCACUGGAUUUCUGGCAGG
Staurois parvus is the source of this 307-nucleotide messenger RNA. The record is from the annotation of a GenBank genome assembly. Lineage: Eukaryota; Metazoa; Chordata; Amphibia; Anura; Ranidae.